Messenger RNA from Mollisia scopiformis, 4370 nucleotides. RefSeq names its product AAA-domain-containing protein. Gene Ontology annotation, biological process: protein import into peroxisome matrix. NCBI's taxonomy places the organism in Eukaryota, Fungi, Ascomycota, Leotiomycetes, Helotiales, Mollisiaceae. The transcript is spliced from 3 exons. Gene Ontology annotation, molecular function: ATP hydrolysis activity; ATP binding. The record is from RefSeq and is a predicted model, not a curated record. Bases 237 to 4370 code for a protein of 1377 amino acids. Gene Ontology annotation, cellular component: peroxisomal membrane; cytosol.
CGCAUUUUCUUCUCGGGAAGACGCAUUGCAUAGACGGCGUUUGAUCUUGUACUCCCUUACUUUCAUCACAUGUACAUACAACGAAUCCCUCAUUGUAUUCACUUCCAUACCAGAUCAACAGCUUCCUACGAGCUUCCAUCCUCGAAAGCUUCAGAGCAUGAACCGGUAGCUUCAACUCUUUGACGCGCUCUGCGCAACAACGCGACCUUCGAGUGCGAAUUGUUAGAAAACAUACCAUGGCAGACCGAAUACCAAUCCUCCCCAGUCGCAAAAGAAAGCGGAGAAGAUUAGAUAAAUCUGCCAUAUCUGCCAGACUUGUAUUGGACGAUCAUGUGAAAGGAGAUGUUGGCAUAUUGUCCGAGGAUCUAUUCGCAGAUUUGUUUCCUACAAUAGCUGAUGCUCACGAGAAUGGAAACGGACAUUCAAACCUUCCAGAGUUCCAUCAUGUCGCAAUAUCUCCCUGGGGCCCCUCAGCACUCGUCGAAGAUUCAACUUGGUCCGUAGUUCCUGUUCGUCCUUCCAGCGCUCUCGCACAUUCGACUGUACAAUUCUCCCCGUCGUCUCUGGCACUUCAGGGCUUCGCAGAAGCUCUGCAGAAAGUCGCUCCCUCGAAAAUAUCUAGUCAUAGCAGGAGCGGUAUUGAAAUCAGGAUACUGGACAUUAUACCUCUUCCGCUGGAGACUGUCUUUGUGACAAUCGAGGGCGAAUUAGCCAAACGGUUGGAAAAUGGAGAAGGAACAUUUCAUGCAGAGCACACUCGAACAAAUGGACUUCCCAAUGGCAAAUCAACCUCUCAAAUACCGGAAGAUCGGCUGACUGCUGCAUUGAGGGAAGCUCUAGGAUCUUUGAAGGUUGUUCAUACGGGGGACCUGUUCUCCCUCCCUCUGCCACCACAUCCAAUCACCCAUAUUCCACCUCCACCAGCAAAGGUCACUCUCUGUGAACCUGUCGGACAAGGGACAUUGUCUGGACGUACCAAGAUCAUCAUAACGCAAACUGGUCAUCAUGACAAGGGAGUUAAGAAGUCCCCGGCAUUACCAGUAAAUCGUGUUCUCAAUGGAGUACAAGAAGAUGACGAAGAUACCUCUAACGACCAAUUCUAUUCUGCUGCUGAGGAUCGGUACAAGACCGACGCUGCAAUAGAAGAGGACGAUACCACGGAGACGGAAGAUGAGCAAUCAGAGGAUAACGAUGAUCUAUCGGAUGACUCUAUGGACGACAUGAUUUCAUUGCAUGCUCCCAUGCUACCAGCUCAUAAUGCAAGCGGGAUAUCUACGAUUCAACCUGGUACUCCGCGAACGGUUGGACGUGGCAGACGCACAGAUGGAAUCAAUACCCCAGGAUCUGUCUUUUCCACUUUCACUUCCGCGACACUCCGUGCAGGUGGUCCACAAGGCCGUUUAUUUAAAGUUCAAGGGCUCAUGCAAACUCUUCCCGAAGCAAUGCUUCAUCCGAAGCCAAGUUCCGAUGAUGAUGAAGAAGCUCGAGUAUUUGUUGAUAUUACUUCCCUGACUAAAAUUGGUUGCUUCUCUGGGGAUUGGGUUCGACUUGAAGCUGCGUCUGAACCUCCACCGCAAGGCGGAGGCUUAUGGGGGCUUGGUAGCUUUGGUCACGUCGAACAGGAAGAUCCUCUUUGGCGUCCGGUCAAGGUAUUCGGUCUUCCAGAAAAUUACUCUCAUCGUCCAGUGACGAGAAUACCCAGCAGUAAGCAAGGAGAAAGACGGAUGUCGUUCUUUGAGAAUCAAGUUAAGAAGCCUUCAAGUUCUACAGUAUACUGUUCUCCGAUAUUGUUGGCAAAUAUGGAGAAUACUCCGUACUGCAGGAUCGCGCCACUAAAGCGGGGUCCUCAGCUUAUGAAGAUCCCACAGCCAAAAAUCACUGGUUCGUCAAAACCGCCAUUUGCGAGAGAACUUACUCUGCAGAAGAUCUCGACACCAUUUUCCACCGAACGUACACUGCAAAAUGCCCUGUUCGCUGGCUUGAAGCAGUACUUCGCGAGUCGUACACGAAUUGUUCGAAAGGGUGAUCUCAUCGGAAUUCCAAUUGACCAAGAACUUGGUCGCACGUUAUAUCAGCCAGCAGGAGGAGAUGAUCUCGACAUUGAAAAUCUCCUGUCAAACAGUACAAUAGACGACCCGAGGCCAUCAAAGCCUGCAAAGGUGACCGGUGUUGGAUGGUUUAAAAUAGGUUAUGUGGGUAUCGCAAAGGAAGAUGCAGAAUCCAGCGAAGACGAUGAUUUCUGGGGAGGAGUUGCAGCAAUCGACGCAUCUUCUACACAUAUGAUGCAGUCUGGCAGCGAAAACAGGAGAUUACCAGCAACUAUGGAAAGCACUUGGGAGUAUUACCUUGGACUGAAAUCGAUGUCUAAGUCCGAAGUAGAUUCGACGUCGAUGCCAGAACCGAGGAAACAUCAUGUUUCUGCACUUCAACGACGAUUGCGAGAGUUGAUCGCGGCUGCAACUAGUCCUCGAGCUAUUCAUCUGGAAUUACAGCCAUUGGCCAUUCUUCUCGUGUCAACACAACGAAAUAUUGGAAAAGCUACUAUGGCGAGCCGAGCAAGUGCAGACAUAGGUCUGCAUACCUUUACAAUUGAUGCAUAUGACAUGGUUAGCGAAGGAGGAGCUGGUAGUGAUGUAAAGACAGCUGGACUUCUCGAAGCCCGCGCCGAAAGAGCAAUGGCAUGUGGAUCUGAGUUCUGCUCCUUGCUUAUUCGACAUAUCGAGGCACUCACUGCUGACCGUAUGGUUACUACACUGAAGGAGAUAGUGGCCAAUGCUCGAGUUGUCGUUGCGACUACCACGGAAGUGGAUAAGAUUCCAGAUGGUGUCCGGGGUCUGUUUACUCACGAGCUCGAAAUGAAUGCUCCUGAUGAAUGGGAGCGAGAAGGCAUUCUCAGAGGCAUCAUUGACGAGCAACCAGUAGCUUUAGCUCCAGACGUGGACCUUAGUGCUGUAGCUGUCAAAACGGCUGCACUUGUAGCUGGUGAUCUCGUUGAUGUGGUUGAUCGUGCACUCGUUGCAAGGAAUACUCGUCUAGAAUAUCUUGCAUUAUCUUGCUCUGAUGCCGAAACAUCUGUUGCGGUGCGAGAUGUUCUUGUGGCUGGAGGACCGGCAGGUCGAUGUCUAACCAAGGCAGACUUUGAGCUUGCUGUUGAAGCAGCACGCAAGAACUUCGCUGAUGCCAUUGGAGCUCCAAAGAUACCUAAUGUCAGCUGGGACGAUGUUGGUGGGUUGACGGAUGUCAAGGAUGCUGUCAUGGAGACUAUACAAUUGCCACUGGAACGGCCAGAACUGUUCGCCAAGGGUAUGAAGAAGCGAUCUGGUAUUUUGUUCUACGGUCCUCCUGGUACUGGCAAGACUUUGCUUGCCAAAGCUAUCGCCACAGAAUUCAGUCUGAACUUCUUCAGUGUCAAAGGACCCGAAUUACUCAACAUGUACAUCGGAGAAUCAGAGGCAAAUGUCCGUCGCGUGUUUCAGCGAGCCAGAGAUGCACGACCAUGUGUUGUGUUCUUCGAUGAAUUGGAUUCCGUUGCACCAAAGCGAGGAAAUCAAGGAGAUAGUGGUGGUGUUAUGGAUAGAAUCGUAUCCCAACUUCUAGCUGAGCUUGACGGCAUGUCAGAUGGCGAAGAUGGCGGCGGUGGAGUUUUCGUCAUUGGUGCCACCAACAGACCUGAUCUUCUCGACGCAGCUCUACUCCGACCUGGUCGAUUCGACAAGAUGCUUUACCUAGGCGUCAGCGAUACACACGAGAAACAGCUCACUAUUAUGGAAGCAUUGACUCGAAAAUUCACACUCCACCCCUCACUCUCCCUACCUCGGGUCGCAUCCCGCCUCCCAUUCACCUACACAGGAGCAGAUUUCUACGCUCUCUGCUCCGACGCCAUGCUCAAAGCCGUCACCCGCCAAGCCUCCCUCGUUGACUCCAAGAUCGCUCAGAUCAACAACGAAAAUAUCGCAGCAGGCAAGAAUAAAAUCUCAACAGCGUACUUUUUCGAUCAUUUUGCGAAAGAGGAAGAUGUGGCUGUAAUGGUCACGGAAGAGGACUUCGUGGAGGCGGAGCGGGAGUUGAUUCCUAGUGUUAGUGUGAAGGAGUUGGAGCAUUACGGGAAGGUGAGGAGUAUGUUUGAGAAGGUUGAGGAGGCGGAGAAGGGGGAGCGGCAGAGGAGUAAUGGGAAGGGGAAAGGGAAGGAGAAGGUUGUGGAUAGGAAGGGGAAGGGGAAGGAUAGGAGUGCGGGGAGGUGGGAUGAGGGGAGUGAUGAUGAGGAUAAGGGGUUCUUUGAUGAGAGAGUUAAUGGACAUGGUGCGAAGGGGAAGGGGAAGGCGGUUGAUAUGGGGUUUCAGCAGGAGGGGGAGGAUGAGGAUUUGUAUUGA